ACAGUUGCCCUGGUGAGGACGAAGCGCCAUAGCCGCGGUAGCCCUGGCGACAAGAACCCCAGCAACGCGAAUCAACAACAACAAACGAAUCCUUAAAAUUAAAAACAAUUUACCGCUGGAAAGUUCAUUCGGAAAAAGAGUGGGGAUUCCCAGGUGGAGCCAUGGCCACCUCAGGCUAUGUGGGAGAGACACAGCCGGCGAGUCUACCCCAAGGGGGCCCUGGUGUUUCCAUGUCGUCGGUGGAGGUGGCCACCUCCACCACCACCACCACUCAGUACCUGGCUGAGAUCCAGACGUCCCCCACUGCCAGCACGCCAGGGGGUACAGGGGCGUCCGGCGAGGCCCAGAGCCCCACCAUCGAUGGGCAGAAGCCGGCAGUCCAGGCCCCCCAAACGGCGGUUGUGGCCCAGACCCAGUAUGUGACCGCAGAAAUCCAGGGCUCCCCCACACAGACGGGCCACGCUCAAAGCACGCCACAGUACAUUGUGGUCACCGUCACAGAGGGAUCCCUCCACUCCAGCGACAGCGUUUCAGACUCCAGCCCCCCUCCAGUUGUGGUCCAAACAGGCGUUCCCACACAGGUGGUCCAACAGGUGCAGACUGCUCAGCAGCGGUCCGUUGUGCAGGCUACCUCUCAGAUAGCAAAGGCUGAACCGGGCACCCAGCUCACGGUCACAAGUCUACAGCCGGUCCAUAUCAGCCAAGAGGUGCAGCAGCAACUGACCCAGGUGCAACACGUGUACACCAACCAGGUUCAGUAUGUGGAAGGAGGAGACACAAACUACACCACCAGUACUAUCUUCUCCUAUGCCGACGCGCCCCUCUACACCCAGACGACGGCGUCCCAGUACUACGAGGCCAGCACCACCCAGGCCUCCACCCCCGGCACCCCCCUCACCGUGUCUGUCACGGCCGGUUCCACGGGGGGCGUGUCCAUGUUCGUGGCCCAGCCAGCCAGCGUGGCGGCGGGGGCCGCGGAGGCCGUGGCGGGGUCCGUUGCGGUGGCGUCCGGGGCCAACGGUGGGGCAGACGGGGCCGGCACCAACGGCGGCGUGGCCGCUGGGAGCUACGUGAUCCAGGGGGGCUACAUGCUGAGCGGGAGCAGCAACAGCAGUGGAGGUGGAGGAGGAGGAGGGUCAGGUGGAAACGGGCAGAGCUACUCGCUCGCAGCCCGAGCCUCCCCGGCCACCGUGAGUAUUACCGAGGGGGAGGAGAGUAACUUGCCAUCGGCAGACAAGAAGGUACAGUGGUUGCUGGACAACUACGAGACAGCUGAAGGCGUUAGUCUGCCCCGCUCCACGCUCUACUGCCACUACCUGCUGCACUGCCAGGAGCAGAAGCUGGAGCCCGUCAACGCCGCCUCCUUCGGCAAGCUAAUCCGGUCUGUCUUCAUGGGGCUGCGCACGCGCCGCCUUGGCACACGGGGUAACUCGAAGUACCACUAUUACGGCCUGAGGAUCAAGGCCAGCUCCUCUCUCAUUCGGCUGAUGGAGGACCAACAGCACCUGGCCAUGAGGCAGCAGCCUUUCUCCCAGAAGCAGAGGUUGAAACCGGUGCAGAAGAUAGAGGGAAUGACCAACGGCACAGGAUCAGGGGCGGGGCAACAGCAGCAGCCACACGGGGCCGGGCUGUCUGACAUCAGCGCCCAGGUUCAGCAGUACCAACAGUUCCUCGAUGCAUCCAGAGCCCUGCCAGAGUUUCCGGACAUCGACCUGCAAGGGAAGGCUCUGCCCGAGGGCGUAGAGCUGGAGCACAUCAAGAGCUUCCAGCUGCUCUACAGAGAACACUGUGAGGCAAUCCUGGAUGUGAUCGUCAACCUGCAGUUCACGUUGGUUGAGACACUUUGGAAGACCUUCUGGAGGUUCAGCCAGAAUCAGCCUGCCGACUCUGCUGCACUGGCCGUCCACGACGAGUCUGAGAAGCGUCUGCCCAAGUCCUGUCUGGUGGUCCUCUGUAAGUACGAGCCGGUGCUGCGGUGGAGCCGAGACUGUGACAACAGCCUGUACCAGGCGCUGGUGGAGAUCCUCAUCCCUGACGUCCUCAGGCCCAUACCCAGUGCCUUAACACAAGCCAUCCGUAACUUCGCCAAGAGUCUGGAGAGCUGGCUGACCAACGCCAUGAUGAACAUCCCUGAAGAAAUGGUCCGCAUCAAGGUGACGUCCGCCAGUGCCUUUGCCCAGACGCUGCGUCGCUACACCAGCCUGAACCACCUGGCCCAGGCAGCCCGCGCUGUGCUGCAGAACACCGCUCAGAUCAACCAGAUGCUCUCCGACCUCAACCGCGUGGACUUUGCUAACGUACAGGAGCAGGCGUCCUGGGUGUGCCGCUGUGAGGACCGCGUGGUGCAGCGGCUGGAGCAGGACUUCAAGCUCACGCUGCAGCAGCAGAACUCCCUGGAGCAGUGGGCCGCCUGGCUGGACGGGGUGGUGUCCCAGGUGCUGAAGCCCUACCAGCACAGCGCUGCUUUCCCCAAGGCUGCCAAGCUCUUCCUGCUCAAGUGGUCCUUCUACAGCUCCAUGGUGAUCAGGGACCUGACCCUGCGCAGUGCGGCAAGCUUUGGUUCCUUCCAUCUGAUCCGGCUGCUGUACGACGAAUACAUGUACUACCUGAUAGAGCACAGGGUAGCCCAGGCUAAAGGGGAGACCCCCAUCGCGGUCAUGGGAGAAUUUGCCAGUUUGGGCAGGAUGUUAAAUCCACUGGACCCAGACAAAGAGGAGGAAGAGGAGGAGGAAGAGGAAGAGAGCGAUGACGAGGGCCAGGAGCUUUCCCUCCAGUCAGACGGCGCCGGGCUGGGGGAGGAAUCUCUUGAACCCCCGGCCAAGCUGGCCAGAACGGACCAGCGGGUUCUCUUCCCGCCCGACUCUGCGGACAACUGACCGAGGUUUGACCCAAAGACAGCCCACAUUGAGGACGCUUGGUUAACCAGGCGGCCACUUGCAUGGCGUCGCAUUGUCCUGUACCGGAUGGAACGUUAGGAGGGAGAGGAGGGUAUGUCCGUGCCCCAACCACCGCUGCCGCCGUCGUUGAAUCCAACAUUCCACCUUGCCGGGUCCGAUUUUUCUUCAGGCGCACCGUAUCCCCCUUUCUAUCCAACAGGGUGGGAGAGCAGAGUUUUUACCCAGCACAAUCAAACUGGUAGUCAGACCGGCAUUGCUGCAACAGAAUGGGACUAUAAGUCGCUGUGAUAAGAUGUUGAUAACACCUGAUUGCCUUGUGGGUAAUUGGAAGCAAAGCAAGAUGCAAAUAGUUUGUUGACCUUGGCCAGGGUCACCUUGGGAAGAAAUUUAUUUAAACUGGAAUUAAACCUGGAGUCCAAGGUCUUGCCGUAAUAAUGCGUCACGUCGUUUUCUUUCCGAAACGUUGCUUCCGUGUGUUGUAGUCUUGAGGUUUUUGUUUUUUGGUGAAGAGAGGUGAUACAUUAGAAAAGACAACCUGCUGCUAGACAGUUAGUGGUUAUUGCCAGCCCCUUUAGCAGUCACUUUUAAGCUAAUGUGUAUCUCUGUACAUGACGGACGAUUCUUAAAAAAAAGAAGGGAUUUUGAUUGUGUGAAUGUUUUACAAAUUCCUCCUGUGUGCUCUCUGUACGCUUGUGUGAACCACUGCUUUGCUGUCGCAUCGAGCUGAAGUGUUUGUGUGUGUGUGUGUGUUUGUGUGUGUGUGUGUGUGUGUGUGUGUGUGUGUGUGUGUGUGUGUGUGUGUGUGUGUGUGUGUGUGUGUGUGUGUGUGUGUGUGUGUGUGUGUGUGUGUGUUGGAUAUUGUAAAUGUGCAAGUGCAGUUGUGGGAUGUUGCGUCAUGCCAAGUGUUGAUCCUUUUUGUUACUUUCUUCCUCACGUGGAUGUUUUCCAUUGAUAUAUAAACUUGUCAAGAGAUUUAUUAUAGUCGCCACUUUAAGAAAUGUUUUGUUUGUUUUUUCCAUUGCCUGUCAUUGUUACUUGUUGUCGUCGUUACGAGUAAUUAUCGCAAACCUGGUUCACGCCCUGUGAUUUAAAGUGGUCCCAGUAGUUCCUGCAAAAAACAACAACAAAAACCACGUUCCAUCGUUCUUCAUUUUAUUUAACGUCUGUUGUGUGUGCAAUGAGAGGAACUUCGGAGGUCUGAGUGCUUGAUUUCUGACCAUUUCCCUGGUUCCUCUGUGGCCUAUUUAUCCUGUGGCAUAUCAUUGUUUUAAGCCUUACUUUAUUUACUUUACUCUGUCAUUCUAACUGUGCCAAAUUGUAAGAUUUUCGUCUUGUAUGUUAAUCCCACAUUUUUAUUCUGUUCUGCUUUCCAUGGAGGACUUUGCUGGACUGAGUUAGAAUUGGAGUGUGUGUUUGUGUGUGUGUGUGUGUGUGUGUGUGUGUGUGUGUGUGUGUAUAUGUAUAUGUAUAUAUAUAUAUAUAUAUAUAUACACUAUAUGAGGUUCUUUCCUGUGACAUUCAUAGAGCCUUUACUUGUGAUGUGUACAGUGGUGUGUCGUCACAUAUUGUAAGCAUCCUUGCUGUGCAUUCUUCCUAUUAUUAUUAUUUUCCUCACACACAAGCAAUUCUUUGCACAGCUUAAUUAGAAAAUAUAUAUGUCUGGAAGUCACAGAACAUGUUAAGGUUUUUUGGUUAUUGUUAUCACAGGCCUUUCUUGCUUGUCUUGAGAUUGAUGUAUUUAUUUAGUGGCGUCCGCCAGGUGGCAAGUAAUACUGAGCUGCUGUAUCCGUGUCAGAUGCUUCUGAGAAGAGAAAGACCUGUUGGACAGCUCUUUCUUCACAAUUCCUCCCUUGACUUGUUUUCUCUUUACCCUGCAUCACACCUUCCAUGCCUUUUGUCAUUUGUUAUGGAUUUCAAUAGAAAAGUUGUGUGUGUGUGUGUGUGUGUGUGUGUGUGUGUGUGUGUGUGUGUGUGUGUGUGUGUGUGUGUGUGUGUGUGUGUGUCCCCGUUGUUACAGGAUCUACCGUUAACACAGCUUAAUACAUAUCGCUGGCCAUUCUCAACUCCAUAAGAAAUCCUGACACCUUUUUUUUUAUAGUGCUACAAUUUUACUUGUACAAGAAAAUACUGAUAAAAAAUAGAGGAAGAAGAAAGACAAUUAGUGGAAGUGUUUUAUGAAUUUGGUCUAAGCUCUAAGUAUGCUUGUGCCUUUGGAGUUGGUAGAGUGCUAUUGAGAUGUUUUUAAAUAAAUUAAUGAAUUAAAUGAUUUAAAAAAUUGUAUUCACUUUUUUUUCACCCUCCCAAGUGACUUAUGCUUCUAUUCCGAAGGAAAAUGUAAUUUGUAACACAAUAUCCUGUAUGUCAUUUGUUUCAAACUUUAAAAAAUAAAUUCACAGUGUGUGUGGA
Messenger RNA from Gadus chalcogrammus (walleye pollock), 5303 nucleotides. RefSeq names its product regulatory factor X, 1a (influences HLA class II expression) (gene rfx1a). Gene Ontology annotation, biological process: regulation of transcription by RNA polymerase II. The transcript is spliced from 19 exons. Gene Ontology annotation, molecular function: DNA-binding transcription factor activity, RNA polymerase II-specific; RNA polymerase II cis-regulatory region sequence-specific DNA binding. NCBI's taxonomy places the organism in Eukaryota, Metazoa, Chordata, Actinopteri, Gadiformes, Gadidae. The record is from RefSeq and is a predicted model, not a curated record. Bases 162 to 2876 code for a protein of 904 amino acids. Gene Ontology annotation, cellular component: nucleus.